GGAAGGAGGAUCUUUCCCGAUGGCUCCGCCUAGGUCGUGCUCUCUCCCCGUCCCUCCCGCGUUGCGCUUGCGUAGCUAUGGCGGCGCCCAGUUCGCAAAUGGAGGCGGCCGCUUCGGGACUGGAAGAGCUGGUGUGUGCCCAAGGGCGGAACCGCAAGGCCGUGAUGUGCCAGCGCUGCGGCUCCCGCGUCCUUUUGCCUGGGAUGGCGACCUUCACCCGCAGAGAGCUUUUCCUUCCUUCUAUGAAGAAGAAAACAGCACUGGUGGGUAAUAGUGACCCAGAAGGGGAUGUCCUACAGGACCACUGGUUGGUUGAUGACAUGUUCUCUUUCGAAAAUGUUGGCUUCACCAAGGAUGUUGGAAAUAUAAAGUUCCUGAUCUGCGCAGACUGUGAAAUAGGUCCUAUUGGCUGGCACUGCUUGGAUGAUAAAAAGAGUUUCUACGUGGCCUUGGACCGGGUGUCUCAUGAAUGACUGGGGACCAGAAGAUCAACUGUGGGCCUUCUGUCAGCCGGUGAAGCCAAUACUGAUAUAUUGCUUUUCCUCUGGGGAUCAAUGUUGUGACGUCAGCAUGCACAUGUGUGCUGCCCUAACAUGGUGCAUAGAAAAAAGUAUCUAUUUAUAUUGUUUGUCAAGUGAGUUAUAGCUAAAAUGAAACUCUCCAUGUGAGAUAUGCCAUGUCCUGACUACCAUUCCUGUAUAAUAUUGUGGUUUCAUUUGGAUGUAUUUUGGAAGAAAAUUAUUCCCAUGGAAAUGGAUGGUUCACGUUUUUAAGUACCGAAGAAAAGAAAACAUUGGGGUUCAUUGAACUGUUAUCUUCUAAAAAAAUGAGCAUUAUACUGUAAGAGGUCUAUCUUUUUCAGUGUCAGAUUUUAAUUUACGGUUUUCUACCAUAUUUUGGACCACCAGGUGUAUAUCAUGUACUGGCAUGAAGUAUAUAUUAAUAAAUAUUCCCACUUAAUGACUAUAAUCUUGUUGAAAACCAGGCUCUAGUUGCAGGGGGAUAUUUUAAAUGGUGAGGGGAGGGCAUGCAGGGACAAAUGAAUUUCAAGGGUCAAAAGUCAUGAAAAGGCAAGAAGAGAGUAUUGCUGGACACUCUAGCCCUCUAUGAAUAUUUAUAUUUGAUUAAAAAAUUAAAUCAA
Pogona vitticeps (central bearded dragon) is the source of this 1141-nucleotide messenger RNA. It is a transcript of the gene RABIF, whose product is annotated as RAB interacting factor. Lineage: Eukaryota; Metazoa; Chordata; Lepidosauria; Squamata; Agamidae. Gene Ontology annotation, cellular component: cytosol; membrane. The record is from RefSeq and is a predicted model, not a curated record. Gene Ontology annotation, biological process: small GTPase-mediated signal transduction; post-Golgi vesicle-mediated transport. Gene Ontology annotation, molecular function: guanyl-nucleotide exchange factor activity; zinc ion binding.